UGCUCCAGCCUGCGUCCUGUAAAAGCUCCGAGGCCCGGGUGGCACCCGGCGCGAACGGCGGGCGACGCCUGCGCAGUGCGGCCGCGGGACCGUAGUCUUCUCCCGCGCCGCCGACCAGGCCCCCCACGCGAUGGCGGAAGAGGUGAGCACCCUGAUGAAGGCCACGGUCCUGAUGCGGCAGCCCGGGCGGGUGCUGGAGAUCCUGGGCGCGCUCCGCAGCGGCGGUGGAGACCGGCUACAGGUGAUUUCUGAUUUUGACAUGACCUUGAGCAGGUUUGCAUAUAAUGGAAAGCGAUGCCCUUCUUCUUACAAUAUUCUGGAUAACAGCAAGAUCGUCAGUGAGGAGUGUCGGAAAGAGCUCGCGGCGCUCUAUCACCACUACUACCCAAUUGAGAUUGACCCACACCGGUCCAUCAAAGAGAAGUUGCCUCAGAUGGUAGAAUGGUGGACUAGAGCGCACAACCUCCUGUGUCAGCAGAGGAUCCAGAAGUGUCAGAUAGCGCAAGUGGUCGGAGAGUCCACUGCAAUGCUCAGGGAGGGAUAUAAGACAUUCUUCAACACACUCUAUCGUAACAACGUUCCCCUUUUCAUCUUUUCUGCGGGCAUUGGUGAUGUCCUGGAAGAAAUUAUCCGACAGAUGAAAGUGUUCCACCCCAACAUCCACAUCGUGUCUAACUAUAUGGAUUUUAAUGAAGAUGAUUUCCUUUCCUCUGUGACAGAAUGGAAAACUGGCACUACAUGGGUCCCUGCUACCGGUCUCCUGUUUUUUCAGGGUUUUCUGCAGGGAUUCAAGGGCCAGCUCAUACACACCUACAACAAGAACAGCUCUGUGUGUGAGAACUCCAGCUACUUCCAGCAGCUUCAGGGCAAAACCAACAUCCUCCUGCUUGGAGACUCCCUGGGGGACCUCACUAUGGCCGAUGGGGUUCCUGGAGUGCAGAACAUUCUCAAGAUUGGCUUCCUAAAUGACAAGGUGGAGGAGCAGCGGCAGCGCUACAUGGAGUCCUAUGACAUUGUGCUGGAGAAGGACGAGACGCUGGAUGUGGUGAACGGGCUGCUGCAGCACAUCCUGCCCCAGGGGGACCGCCUGGAGAUGCGGGACUCCUGAGGGCGCAGGGCCAGGCCUGGCCUUGCAGGUCACACUGAGGAGGGGACCCCUCCCCAGGAGGCUGCUCUGCUGUGAGCCCAGAGGAAAGUCCUGGACAACCAAGAGCCACUGGACACUCCCCCGCCUGCCUCUUCCCUCCAAAGCCUUCACUUGCCUCUUCAACAGAGCCUUGCAGGAGGCCCACGGGGAGGGAGGGCGGCAAGCGGGGUUCCAAGGACCCCAUGUUAACGUUCUCCAGAUCGUCUAGGCCACGGGUUCUUUGUGGUGCACGCCUGUCGUCCCAGAGGCUCAGGAAACCGAGACAGGAGGAUCACAAGUUCGAGACCAGCCUCAGCA
Messenger RNA from Sciurus carolinensis (gray squirrel), 1444 nucleotides. It is a transcript of the gene Nt5c3b, whose product is annotated as 5'-nucleotidase, cytosolic IIIB. The coding region runs from base 131 to 1108 and encodes 325 amino acids. Gene Ontology annotation, cellular component: cytoplasm. The record is from RefSeq and is a predicted model, not a curated record. Lineage: Eukaryota; Metazoa; Chordata; Mammalia; Rodentia; Sciuridae. Gene Ontology annotation, molecular function: 5'-nucleotidase activity; magnesium ion binding. The transcript has 9 exons.